Aedes albopictus (Asian tiger mosquito) is the source of this 4457-nucleotide messenger RNA. RefSeq names its product serine/threonine-protein kinase/endoribonuclease IRE1 (gene Ire1). Gene Ontology annotation, biological process: protein phosphorylation; IRE1-mediated unfolded protein response; mRNA processing. The transcript is spliced from 4 exons. The record is from RefSeq and is a predicted model, not a curated record. Gene Ontology annotation, molecular function: ATP binding; RNA endonuclease activity; protein serine/threonine kinase activity. NCBI's taxonomy places the organism in Eukaryota, Metazoa, Arthropoda, Insecta, Diptera, Culicidae. The coding region runs from base 365 to 3613 and encodes 1082 amino acids. Gene Ontology annotation, cellular component: IRE1-TRAF2-ASK1 complex.
CCUUGGAGAAAUUUCGGGGAAUCCUUGGUCUCAGUACAUCCCUCCUAGCAGCCAGCGGUGCCAUGAAUCUACCGCGCGGUAGUAAGCAGAAUAAUUCGUCGGAAUUGAUUGUGUUUGGAAAAAGGAUUUUACAUCGCCAGCAUCAGCAGAAGCGAAGAUCGUCAUUGUCCAUUCGAGAAUAAAAAAAAGUGGGUGGAAAAGUGUAGCACUUCGGGGCGAACAUACAGCAGUAUCGGAAAUCUAUCGCGAGCGGAUUAGUGUUGGGAUUGUCCGACCAACCAGAAUUGUUGGUGAAUGUGUUGGGAGAUUUGUGUGAAGUUCAGUGAAAGGUUAUCAUUACUGCACAGUAAAGUCAAAAGUGACCAUGAUUGUGAGGUGGAAAGGGAUUUUCCAGAUGUUGAUAGUGACAUUGUUGCUGGUGUGGCCGACGCAUGCUGAAUCUGGACCCAAACGAAAUGAGGAUUGCACUGCCGUUGCAAAAGAUGAGGAAACGUUGCUGGUAUUUUCCACCCUAGGGGGUGGGUUGACCGCAAUCGACCCCAUGACGGGUGAAGUUCGAUGGUCCAUCGAGGACGAACCAGCCAUCCGGGUGCCUUCGUUGUCCGGGAUGAACACCCACUACCUGCCGGACCCUCGCGAUGGCAGCCUGUACACCUACCGGAAUCCCGAAGGAGGCCUGAAGAAGCUCCCCUACACCAUUCCGCAGUUGGUCGCAAGUGCUCCGUGCCGGUCCAGCGAUGGGAUCCUCUAUUCGGGCAAGAAAAGCGACGACUGGUUCCUGAUCGAUCCGAAAACGGGUCGCCGCGAAAAGGUGCUGGGUUUCGGGACUCCUUUGGAUUUGGAAAAAGCCGAAUCGAUCGGAUGGGCCACCUCGCGGUCUGUGUAUCUGGGAAGAACGCAGUACACCGUCAUGAUGUACGACAGCAUGGCACCGGACCGGAACUCGAAGCCGUGGAAUGUCACGUUUUUCGAUUACACGUCUCAUACGAUGGCUCCGGAACUGACGAAGGAGUACGAAUUCCUCCAUCUGACCAGCAGUUCGUCCGGUAUGACGGUUACCAUCGAGCGGAAGAAGGGCACCUCGCUGUGGCAGAAGGACCUCUCCAGUCCGGUGGUGGCGGUUUUCCUGCUGGGGUCCGAGGGUCUCCUCAGCGUACCGUUCCAGACGGUUUCCGACGAGGCGCUGCGCGAAAUCAACGAGGACGGCCACAUCAACAACGUUAACCUGUUUCCCAGCGUGUACGUGGGAGAGGCAUCGAACAACAUCUACGCCAUUCCGUCGAUGGUGGACAAGAACACGGCCACGCUGCCAUCGGAACCGAGAGUUAAUCUUCUGGGUGGUCCCAAGAGGGGCAGCAGCGAACCGGACGAAUCCCCUGGACACGAUUUGAUAGCCACGGACACGGCUCGAAUGCAGAACGAUAACAUCAUCAUUCUGGGUCACUAUCAACCGCCGAAGACGGACGACAGUCUCAAGUUGGACAUUUCGCCGAGUUCGUCACCGGAGCGAUUCUACAAGGAUGGUCAACUGUCGACGGUGCUGCUGGAGUUCAACGGGUUGCCGAAGAAUGGUGGAAAGACAAAAACGAUUGGCGUUCAGACGGAUGAUGCUAACGGCACAAAGGCGGACGGGACGAUUCCGCAGGGGAAUGACACCAGCUUCAGGGCGUUGACAGGGCGGCUGUAUCUGGAUGUGAAGGUUUGGCUGGAAGCUCAGCCGAACAAGCUACCGACGUUGAUGUUUGUGGCACUGUUCGGGAUUGUGGUGUUCGGGUUCUGGUAUUUCCACAUGCAGAUGAAAGCCUUGAAGGAGCAGAGUCAGAACGGGUCGCAGACCAACUCCAACCGAAGCAGUGGGGGUAAUUACGUAGAACGGAUCGAUUUCGGCGAUGGGGAAAUACGCGUCGGGAAAAUCAAUUUCAACACCCAGGAUGUGCUGGGAAAGGGUUGCGAGGGAACGUUUGUAUUUAGAGGGACGUUCGAGAAGAGGGAGGUAGCAGUGAAGAGAAUUUUGCCAGGUUGCUUCACUUUGGCAGACAGGGAGGUGGCAUUGCUACGGGAAAGCGAUACCCAUGAGAAUGUGGUGAGGUAUUUCUGUACCGAGCAGGACAGUCAGUUCCGGUAUAUUGCGGUGGAACUUUGUGCGGCCACUCUGCAGGACUACGUGGACCCGAAAUCGGGCGAGACUUUCCAGAAGCAGAUAUCGGUGCUGGAAGUGCUCCAGCAGGCUACAAGUGGGCUGAUGCAUCUGCAUUCGUUAAAUAUUGUCCAUCGAGAUAUUAAACCGCAGAAUAUUCUGUUGUCCCUUCCGGAUAACAAGCAAAGAGUGCGAGCGAUGAUUUCGGACUUUGGGUUGUGCAAGAAACUAAACUACGGAAAGGCGAGCUUCUCGCGAAGAUCCGGAGUUACUGGGACUGACGGCUGGAUUGCACCGGAAAUGCAACGUGGCCAUCGCACUACAACCUCUGUGGAUAUUUUCUCCCUGGGUUGUGUGUUCCAUUAUGUCAUUUCCAAAGGUUACCAUCCCUUUGGAGACAAUCUGAAGCGCCAAGCAAACAUCAUUUCCGGGGAGUAUGAUCUCCGGACACUCUACAGGGAGGAAGUUCCUAAGAACAUGUCUGUGUUGGCAGAAGAACUGAUUUGUGAUAUGAUUACUGCCGAUCAAAAUAAGCGGCCACCAGCGUUAGCCGUACGCAACCAUCCCCUGUUCUGGAGUAACGAAAGGAUACUCUCAUUCCUGCAGGAUGUUAGUGACAGGGUUGAGAAGUCCGAUGUCCUGACUGAUCCGUUGCGAACGUUGGAACGCAACGCCCGGAGUGUCGUUUUGGAAGACUGGAGCUUGCAUUUGGAUCAGGAAAUCACAAAUGAUCUGCGCAAGUACCGCGGCUACCAAGGCUACAGUGUUCGAGACCUUUUGCGAGCUUUGCGGAAUAAAAAACAUCAUUACCACGAACUAACGCCGGAUGUGCAGGAAGCUCUCGGAACCAUCCCUCACCAGUUCACCCAAUAUUGGAUCAAUCGGUUUCCGCAUCUCCUAUCGCACGCCUACCACGCUCUAGCUGACUGCUCCCAUGAGCCCAUAUUCCACGCCUACUACAACGAUGAGGUCAAGUACCGCUUCAGUAAGCCAGCCUACUUCGACGAAGAGGGCAACGAUAACUACGAACUGAUCCGCUACUACGAAGGAGCCCAGAAGGUGAAAGCCAGCCAGAGCCCCAAGCGGAAGCAGGUUACCAUCCAAGAUCCGGACUCGGCGCCGUCAACCCCGCUGAAAAACAACCGCCGUGGAACGUACAACUUCAGCAAAUAUUCCUUGGUUGAUACCAACUUCAUCACCCGGGAGCAAAUGAUGAGAAAAAGCAUGGCCACAAUCGCCAUCAACUCGGCUGCCACACAGGCAGCAGCCGAGGAGGAAACCGUCGUUGGUGAUAAAGAUGGCCAGGAAAACGCUGAUGAUAAGGAUGAUUUUAUCACCGUGCAUCAUCAUCACCACAACCACAAUAACAAUCGAAAAAAGUUCAACAACAAUAAUAAUAAUAGUCACAUUCGAAGAAGGGAAAACGCCAAGGUAACGUGGAAUUUGCAACCGAAUCCGGUGCAAAAAAGUCAGUAAUGCACAUUGAAUUUUCUUUUGAGGAUGGUACAGAAUCAAGUUUGCUUACGCCUACAAUGCCAUUACAUUAGAGUUGUGUUUCUCAACGCUUGGUUUAUCCGCUCAUUUGCCGGGAAUUGUCAUUCAUUCCGUGUUAAAUUGACAAAUCCGUUCAAAACAUGUCGAUUUGGUGUGGAGUGAUAUGUACUUUGGUAGUUUUUUUGUGUUGUUUAUUUUUCUAUUUCUAUUAUACUUAUCAAAACAGAGGUUUAUUUUCUAGAUAUUUUCUCCACUAGUGUAACUUUUCCUGAAACAAUUUUCCAAUAUAUGCCAACACACACACAUUACCCCAGUAGAAUACUUCAAAAUAGACCUAAAAUGUUACAUCGUGUGGAACAAUCGAGUGUCUGUUGAGAUCUCAUAUGAAAACAAACACACAGAUUUUGAUACGGUAGGCUUACACUUAUAAAAUUAUCAAAAAACUUUAUGAAGAGAUCCAUAGAAUCGUAGAUACAAACAAAAAACCAUAUAAAUCAACUAAAAUCGUGUGUUAAACGAAACAAACAUAAUGAAAUCUAUUGCACCGCAUUGUGGGGCAUGUUGCACACGUGUUGAAACAUUGUAAUUGUCUGUGAUACCUUAGCUAGCCGAACUUGGACUUGCUUCAUCCUUUGGGAGUGAAAAUCUGUAAAUCAAAGGAUAUACAACAUUUUUAUCUAGUGCAAAUGCAAAUCAAGUUGGUUAGUUACUUUACUUUUCAAGAAAACUAGUUUUUAAAUAGUGAACAAAUAAGUAGCCAUUUAUCGGGCAUGAAAAUUGUACUAGUGCAUUAUUUAGAUGGUCAAUAAAAAUUACUUUUAACUAA